Molecule: messenger RNA, 495 nt
Organism: Saprolegnia parasitica CBS 223.65
Lineage: Eukaryota; Oomycota; Saprolegniomycetes; Saprolegniales; Saprolegniaceae
Exons: 1
Coding region: 52-471 (139 amino acids)
Source: RefSeq, a predicted model, not a curated record
GCCCGUCCAAUCGUCCCUCAUUUUCAUUUUCCUUUCAUCACCACGAAUCCCAUGCGCUGUGUCUUUCGCGACUGCUCCGAGCCCGUGCUGCCCGACUCGCACAAGUGUGCUUUCCACAAGAACCGCCGCCUCUGCUCGGUCAUUGGCUGCGAAAACCAAGUCUACGCCCGCAAGCUCUGCGUCAAGCACGGUGCUCGCAAGCGCUGCUCGUUCCCAAAAUGCCACGCCUUCACUCAGGGCUACGCGGCGUGUCCCGACCACCACGUCUGGCGGUCCCCCAAAGCAUCGUCAUCACCGGCAUCCUUGCCGUACAGUCCAAGCAGCGUCUCUGCGUACUACAACCACGCACCGAUGAUGGCCUCGACGCCGUAUGCUCUGGAGCUGUGUAAAGAAAGCCUCGACGCUGCUGUUUUUGCGUGCACGCCGCAGUGGAUCGACGCAAUUGACCUUGCCUGGCUUGAAGCCAUUUAACGACAAGCCUAAAUAAGUUAUUUG